CCCGACAUCUCAUUACAAUAGCCUAGCGUUUGUCAAUAGAUAGGUUUACGAAUUUAUUUCACACAUCUUAAACUGAAAUUAGCCACUUGAACCACUCAGAACCAUAGAACUCUAACUAACCUAUAGGCAUAAUCCUAUAUAAUAUUCCAUAUGAACAAGGGAGUAUUGGUAACCAGUCAGAUAUUACUGACUUCACUGUUGAUAUUUUGAAUGAAAUCUAAGCUGCCACUCCCUUUGCUAACGUAGCCUUGUGUAAUGCACUGACUGAGCCAAUCCACAAAAUUGACCGAGGUAGCGUUCCAGAUCCGAGCGUGUUCAUAGCCAUUCCGGGUUUUACGAUUCCCCCUUUUUAAAACCCCAUUCCACCUCAACUUUAAGCGCUGGGAAAAAAUACCACGGCAAGGCAUCUGAUGAUACGAGGAGCAGCAAAGAUCUCUAUGGGGAAGCUGCGUUACGCGCUCAGCGUGUGAUCCCUGUCAGAGAAACGAUGGAGGCUUGCAAGGAGAAUUCGGGAAUUCGUGAUUGAAGAGGAACCGGAGAACCUUCUGGACUUUUCUUUUGGAUUUGGUUCCUUUUUCUUUUUCCUUUUCUUUUUUAAACCGGAUAUCAUAUUUUUUGCCUACACUCAAAAUGCCAUUUGCUAAACGGACCGUGGAGCCGCCACUGCUGUGUAGGCAUCCAAUUCCCAAUGAUGAGGGCUUGCUAUUCGAGGAUUUGUGUUCAAUCAACAAUGUUGCUCUUUCUCGGACCUUGCGGCAGCUUUCCGACCUGGCCAAACAUGCCUGUUCCUUAUUUGAGGAGCUGGAGAACGAGAUCAUGUCCACGAAUCAACGGGUUUGGGUUCUACAAAAUAAAAUAGGCAAGAUCCAACAAACUGCUAGCGCGUUGGAUCCGAAACAGGAGCCAGUGCCUGUGUCUAACCUGGAUGUGGAGAGUAAGCUGACGUCGCACUACCUGGCCCCCUGGCACCAACAGCACAAUGUGUUCCACCCGUCCUCACGGCCAUCCUGCGUGGAGGACCUCCACCGCCAUGCCAAGCAGAACCUGCGGGCUCUUCACAGAGACCAACAGCAGCGCCAAAGGUCCACCAGCCGGGAGCGCCAUCAGGUGACCAUCUCCAUCUCAGUGGCGCCCCCUAUGCCCACCUACCCUUCGCCGCGCGCCCUCAGGCACAAGGAGCAGAGGGGCAAGCACACGCGCACGGAAAGGACAGUGAAAGAGUCUGAGAUUCAGACCAUACAGAGAAAGGAGAGACCUGCAAGAGAAACAGAGUUUCAGCCAAUACCAAGAAAGGCGGCCCCUGCCACAGAGAAAGACCCAGAGGUCACGACCCUAGGGCGCAGGCCCAAGUGUCCGGUGCUUAACGUCCCCUCCACCCUGGACAAGAAGACCAACUGGUCUAAGGCACUGCCUCUGCCCACUCCGGAGGAGAGGAAGAAGAAUGAUUCACACGUCGUCAACUCCUGCAUCAUCCCCAUCAAUGUUUCUGGAAUGGGCUUUGACCGUGAAGCCAGUGCCCGCUGCUCGCUUGUUCACUCGCAGUCAGUUCUCCAGCGACGAAGAAAACUGAGACGGAGGAAAACCAUCACAGGCAUUCCCCGACGAGUGCAACAAGACAUGGAUUCUGAUGAAUCUCCUGUUGCCAGAGAAAGAACGGUGAUCAUCCACGGCAACCAACAGCUGUCUCUGUGCCACGAUGAGCUCUCGAUCUGCAGCCGCCACAACACCAAGGACUCCGGCUGCCAGACGGACGACUGCCUGAUCGCCGCACCCUCUCGCCGCCGCAUCCGUGCCCAGCGUGGCCAAGGCAUUCCGGCCUCGUUGUCCCACUCCACCGGGAACAUCUCCUCCCUGCCCGACCGCUCCGACGCCAUGUACACCUCCACCUCCGGGGGGCGCCUGCGUUCCCGAAGUCUGCCACGAGAAGGUGGGCGUAUCCGGGAUGAGGUAGAGGAUGACAGCGAUGAGGACGACGAGGAAGACGAUGAGGAUGACGAUGAUGAUGAUGAUGAUGAUGAUGAUGAUGAAGAGCUUUCCCCUUACGAGGGGGAGGAUUUCCUUCCUGUGCCUGGCCAGCACAUCCUCAAGGAUGAAGAAGAGAGCACGGAUGACCAGGCUGUGCCAGAGUUGCAGCUGGGUAGCCUGAAGCGUGGCGUGACAAGGGUUGGUAGUCCUGACCACGGCUGGAUAGAGCGAGGUCGCUCGCGGCUCCCACGCAAGGCAGACAUGGGUAGCUGUGAGAUCUCCUCCAGCUCAGACACUUUCAGCAGCCCGAUCCACUCUAUGUCCACGACGGGGGUGCUAGGGGGCCAGAUUGACCACAAAGAGGACCACCAGUCCUCCAGCGGCAACUGGAGCGGCAGCAGCUCCACCUGUCCUUCGCAGACGUCUGAAACCCUCCCUCCUGCCUCCUCCCCCCCUCUGACGGGCUCGUCCCACUGUGACUCAGAGCUCUCACUCAACACGGCCCCCCACAUCAUCGACGACACCACCGGCUUUAUAAUCGACCCCUAUCAGAGUGACCGAGCCCAGACUCAGGGCCACCGGUCCAGCUCCUUCACGUCCUCUGCCACUGACCAGAUGGAUGAUGCGGGGGUGAGCACAGCCAGCGAGGGCGAGUGGAACUAUGCGCAAGACCAGGCAGAGCAGGAUCAACCGUGUCCACAGGAUUUCAGCCCUAAACGGUCCAGGGAGGACCAGGGCGGCUUGGCGUGUCCAGGCUACAGAGCCACCUAUGAGGGCUUCAGUGGGAAAACUUCUGGGGAAACAGGGGGUACGAACUUGCACUAUACGGAUACAGAAGGUCUCUACACCUCGAUGCACUUUGAUUGUGGUCUUAAGGAAAGCAGGAGCUAUGUCUAUAACUAUGCAGCUGACUGUGGCCCAGGGACAAACAUGGGGCCCAGCGACGGUGGUUAUACUCAGUCAGACUACAGAGGCACCAGGUCACUUGGAAGGCAAUGUCUCGCCCUAAGAAAGCCAAAGGCGAAGCCACCCCCACCAAAACGGAGUUCAUCACUGAAGGAAACCAGCUGUAUGGAAGCACCGGACCAGAGUGAACCAAAGACACUGAUUAGUGACCAGCCCCUGUCGUUGUCUUCCAGGGAAAUGAAGCUGGAUCUGGCUGGUUCCAUGGGUCAGUCAGAGAUUUUGGGCCUCGAGACUGAGCCCUUAGGUGCUUGGGGAGUUGAAAGUUCAAGAGAGGUGGACGACGCAUCUCCAUUCUGUUCCAGUGACACACACUCCUUCAAGGAUGAAGGGGCCGUGCAGUCCGACUAUGCAGACCUCUGGCUCCUUAAUGACCUGAGGUCCAAUGACCACUAUCGGCCCAUGUCCAACUCCAGCACAGCUACGGGUACAACUGUUAUAGAAUGCAUCAAGUCACCAGAGACCUCAGAGUCCCAGACCUUGCGUCCGAAUUCCAAGACCAUGUCACCGUCUCAUCCCCCUGCAGAAAAUGACUUCAAGCUCUCAUCCCCCGAAAAGUUAGCAGGCUUGGCCUCUCCUUCCAGUGGCUACUCCAGCCAAUCAGAAACACCAACAUCUUCCUUUCCCUCCGCCUUCUUCCCCAACCCUCUCUCCCCAACAAGUGGCAAAAGAAAGCCCAAAGUCCCCGAGAGGAAAUCCUCUCUGGCUUCCCUUCAGCAGCAGCACCUCAGUUUCAGAGACGCCAGCUACUCCUCCAGAUGGGACCCUGAGCUGCCUGCUGCACCUCCCACUCACCUCGACCUAAGUGCUCUUCACAGCGCUCCCCCCAAGCCCCCACCCUACAGGAUUCAUACCCUCCACCACAGCAAGCAGAGGGCAGCAGCGGCCGCGGCAGCAGCAGCUGAGGCUAGGGCUGCUGCUGCUGCUGCUGCUGCUAGUGCUGCAGCCAGCAUUAAUACCACUGCUAAUGUAAACCCAAAUACAGCCUGCCCAGCCCACUUGGCUAUCACACCCACUGUUCUGAGGUCAGUCCAGUUGCGCUCCAUUGGCACAAGGGAACAAGAGCAAUCCAGCAUGGACACCACAGCUAGGCCCAAGUUCCCUGCUCAGUACUCUGAUAAUAGACAGACACAAUCCACUAGGCCUCCCGCCUACAAGUCCCAUGAUGCACCAUCUCAGGAGUUAAGUGAUACCAGGGUCUCAUCAGGAGAGAGCACCUUAGUCACAGAGCCCCCACCACGACAAAAGCAGAGGCAACAGAGGCUCAUGCCUGGCACAUACUGGGCCAUGACAGCUUUCAGGACUCCUGUGGAUGUGACGGGAGAUGAUGAUGACCUUAUACCUCAGUCAGGAGCAGCCUAUGAAUCACAGAAAGAGCCUGACUACAGAGGAGGACUCGGCUGCUCAAGACACCCAACGGCUAGCAGAAGUCUCCAGUUUGAACCCCCCACUCAGAUAUCCAAGUACGAGGUGGCAGACACCGGAGCCUCUUCGCUGUACCUGACCAGCACCAUGUCCCCCCCUGUUCAGAGUGAAACAACAGCAAGCUGUGACUUUGUACUGUUCAGCAGCCCCGACAAAGUGCCUGCCAGACCAUUCGACGCAUCGCAAACUUACGAAAUCAGCGAUGCACGGAGCAGAGAGGGCGACUGCGAAUCAUUAGGUGUUCAAGCCAGAAGUGCCUACCAGGACAAUCGAGAUGAGGGUUCAACUCCAGACACAGAGGAUUACUUCAGUAAAGAGUCUACACCCAGUGACAAUUCCAUCUCUCCAUUGACUGAUGACACAAAACCUGAUGAUGACGGUGUUUUCCCAUCACCAAACAGACUGCGCACAACUGAGGACCUGUUUGCGAUGAUCCACAGGUCCAAGAGGAAAGUUCUGGGCCGCAAGGACUCGGGGGAGUUGUGCGUGAAGAGUCGAGUGUGUCCCCCAGCAGUCAGCGUCCCCAUCAGCGUUCCUGUGACGUCCCCCAGCACGCCCACUGCCCCCCCACUCCCCGUCGGCCUCCAGCGAGUUCCAGGCCCCAUCUACCGUAGCGCCAAAAAGUCCAGCACCUCCAACGAGGAGUUCAAGCUGCUCCUGCUGAAGAAGGGCAGCCGCACAGACUCCAGCUACCGCAUGUCAGCCACGGAGAUUCUCAAGAGCCCCAUCGCACCCAAGUCCCCCGGCGAGCUUCUGCUGGAGGGGGUCAAGCCGCCCGAGGAGCCCCCGUCACCCCAACAGGAGUCUCCCGCGGGUCCAGAGCAGCUACCCAGUCCUCAAUACCCCACAGCCGACACUGAGGGCUUCUCACCCAAGGCCCUCGCGAUGACGGCCUCCUCCAGACAGGGCCGCUCCCGCAUCCCGCCCGCUGCCAACAGCAGCCGCUACAGCACCCGCAGCCGGCUCUACACGGCACCCAUGCAGGCCAUCUCGGAGGGGGAGACUGAGAACUCUGAUGGAAGUCCUCAUGACGACCGCUCCUCUUAGACCCAUUUUUUUUUUAAAUAAAACAAACAUUCUCUCAACAGAAAAAAUAUAUAAUUCAACAAAGAAAACCGAAAAGAAGAAUAUGAUGAGAGGACUCAGAAAACAGACUGUGUCAUACAUACCACAGACUCCGUUUUUUUACUUAUCCCAUAUAUCUCUUUGCCCUGGAGGACACUUAGAGGUGGGAAUAUCCUGUGUUCAACUGAAACAUUUUUAUUAUCUAAAACAUCAACUGAAAAUGAUCAAAACAUGGCCAGAGAAGGAUUCGGAGUGCUAGACAACUUUACAUUUCUUUAUGGAUUAGGUAAAAACUUCCAGAGCAGUUUUUAAUUGUUUGGAUGUAACACAUCUUUUCCUUGCGUUGGAGGAACAACAUAGGUCUUUCAGGAGGUUUCACUGGUAUAUCAGCCUCUUUAUAUCAACUGAUACAUUUACAAAUUAGAUAUCAUUUUAACUAUUUCCAUCAACACAAUAGAUGAAGGCAACUAACUUCCACUAUGUUUUAAAAAAAACUGAAGAAUUAGUGCAUCUUAUAUAUAAUGUAUACAUGCACUGUGGUGCCACAGAAGGGAAGUAUUUUUCUGUUGUCAUAGACACACAUAUCUGUCAAAGGCAGGCGUACUUGGGACAAUCUUACCUUUGCCUUUAACAGUUCCCACAGGUGAUAUUUUGUUCUACACAGAACAUCUGUGUAAAGCAAAAUACUACAGAACAACUACACAUGCAAUUUGGGGCCUGGUUGAGAACGAUGCUGCAACUUUCAUUUUGAGAGCAGAAUCCACGAUUGUGGAAUGUCCAGCUUCCUCUACAGACCUGUGUUUUUAUGUUGGAUUUGAGCAAGGGGGUUUUGAUACCUGAAGCCUGGCGUUUCUAAUCGUGAUAAGAGGGUAGUGGAAAAAGGCCCAAGAACUGCUAGUAUAACACUAUUAACAUCCUCUGAGGGAUGCAUAGACUCCUAACGAUUCCUGUACACAUUCUAUCAUGAGCUUUUUUGGUAAGAGAUUGAAAGGACUGGUAUUUAAAACCCAAAAUUCCUUUGCACUUGGUGAGGAUAAUACAGUAUACCUUAAAAAGAUCACACUAGAUCAUGUAUUUCAUGAAUAUGAGUUAACUAUAAAUACCAUUGAAACGUACACUUGAAAUGACUUGAGGUCAAGGUGCAGAUCAUCCUUGUCAGUGAGGCAAGGUAAUGUAUCUUACUGAUUUGUCACAGGGCUGCAUUCUGUAGAUAAAGUCUUUUUAGUUGUAGCCUGAGUUGGGUUUCCACCCCCCACCAACGUAUAGGUCAUACUACCUUAAAAUAAUUAUUGUUUGAAUAAAACAAAUAACAUAA
Molecule: messenger RNA, 6733 nt
Organism: Clupea harengus (Atlantic herring)
Lineage: Eukaryota; Metazoa; Chordata; Actinopteri; Clupeiformes; Clupeidae
Gene: nhsb
Product: Nance-Horan syndrome b (congenital cataracts and dental anomalies)
Biological process (GO): cell differentiation; lens development in camera-type eye
Source: RefSeq, a predicted model, not a curated record